Messenger RNA from Lagopus leucura (white-tailed ptarmigan), 2046 nucleotides. RefSeq names its product kelch domain containing 1 (gene KLHDC1). NCBI's taxonomy places the organism in Eukaryota, Metazoa, Chordata, Aves, Galliformes, Phasianidae. Bases 120 to 1334 code for a protein of 404 amino acids. The transcript is spliced from 13 exons. Gene Ontology annotation, molecular function: protein binding. The record is from RefSeq and is a predicted model, not a curated record.
CUUCCCGUCCGCCCGAGGGGAGCGAGCGGCGCCGAGCCGCAGCCUCUCUUAGAGGAGACGUUGGCGGGGCGCGAGCGCUGAGGCACGCGAGCUGCUUCCUCCUCCUCCUCCUCCCUAAGAUGGCGGCAGACUCCAUGGAGCAGUUCUGCGUGGCCGAGGAGCGGAGCGGUCACUGCGCCGUGGUGGACGGCAACUUUCUCUACGUGUGGGGGGGAUACGUGUCGAUUGAAGAAAAUGAAGUGUAUUUGCCUAAUGAUGAGCUCUGGAUCUAUGAAAUGGAUAGCGGGUUAUGGACGAUGCACCUGAUGGAAGGAGAGCUGCCUACCUCCAUGUCAGGAAGCUGUGGAGCGAGCAUUAAUGGGAAGCUGUACAUUUUUGGUGGAUUUGAUGAUAAAGGAUACAGUAAUCGGCUGUAUUAUGUUAAUUUGCGAACAAAAAAUGGAACCUAUAGGUGGAAAAAAAUCACCAAUUUUAAAGGUCAACCUCCUACACCACGUGACAAGCUCUCCUGCUGGGUGUACAAGGACAGGCUAAUAUAUUUUGGGGGCUAUGGCUGUAGGAAGCACAAUGAGCUGAGUGAUUGCUUUGAUGUCCAUGAUGCAUUUUGGGAAGGACAGAUUUUCUGGGGAUGGCAUAAUGAUGUUCAUGUUUUUGAUACAAACACACAAACUUGGUCUCAACCCGCAAUUAGAGGUGGAGAUCCACCUCAGCCUCGAGCAGCCCACACGUGUGCUGUACUGGGAAAUAAAGGAUACAUCUUUGGAGGACGAGUGCUGCAAACGAGGAUGAAUGAUUUGCACUGCCUGAAUUUAGACACUUGGACCUGGUCUGGAAGAAUUAGUAUCAGUGGGGAGAAACCAAAGGAUCGAUCAUGGCACACCCUGACUCCAAUAGGAGAUGACAGACUCUUUCUUUUUGGAGGACUGAGUUCUGAUAAUGUUCCUUUAAGUGAUGGCUGGAUUCACAGCAUCACAACAAAUGGAUGGAAACAACUUACUCAUCUGCCUAAGAGCAGGCCUAGACUGUGGCAUACAGCCUGCCUUGGAAAAGAAGGAGAGGUGAUGGUGUUUGGUGGAAGCAAAGAUGACUUGCACUUCAUGGACACGGGUCACUGCAGUGACUUGUUGAUAUUUCAGACACAACCUUACUCACUUCUCAGGUUGUGCCUUGACUGCAUUGGUAAAAACGCAGCCCUACUGAACAAUCAAAUCCCUUGUUUGCCAUCCAAACUUCUGCAGCAGGUGCUGAAGAAAAUAACCUUCUGGGCUGCAAUGAACCACCGGCAAGAGAAGAAAGCAGAGACGGAGCGGCAGUGCCAGCUGAGCAGCACAUGAGCAGUGGGCACACAGCUGCUGAACACUUUGGUUUCUUCACAGCGUACGGCCAAGUGUUUUGUUAGUGAACUUUCCUAAUGCUACAGAACAACAGUAUGUUCAGCUGAGUUUCUAAGUGAAGUUUGAGAACGAGGAAUUCCUUUUCAUGGAAAACGUUUUGUUUUCUGCGCCGUAGGAAAUUGGGAAAAUUUAAUUUGUAUGUAUUGUUAAUUUCUACUGUUGUGGUCUUAACGAGACAGCCCAUACAACUUGUUCCUCUGGAAGGUGAUGUGCCACCAAAUGCAGUUGACCAAAAUGUGGCUUAAGCCACAGAGCUUACCGCAGCCUUAUGGCACCAGCCUUCUGAAAAGCGAGUGGAGCACUGCCCUUGGGAGAGUCACACCUGGCAUAGCACCACCGAAUCCCACCGUUAGAUCAACCAAACUGGUAUCUGGCACCUGGCUGAAAGGCAGGGCUGAACACUGCACCGGGGGGUGGAAGCACAGCCUGAAGGGAGCCGCACCGAGAGGGGAGGGAGCGUUACAGCGCUUGUCAGCACCGAGUGCUUUGGGAAAUAGACUGUACGUUGUGUUGGAACGUGUAAAGUUUCUAUUUAAUUGUUGAAAAAACGUUUAUUUAUUGGUUAAAGAAGAGCAGAUGUAGUACUCGCUAUUUUUCUGUUUCAGAUACCUAGUUAACAGGAGCGCAGUCAUUAAAGUUUUAUAGAGAGUUG